Messenger RNA from [Torrubiella] hemipterigena, 14913 nucleotides. Lineage: Eukaryota; Fungi; Ascomycota; Sordariomycetes; Hypocreales; Clavicipitaceae. The record is from the annotation of a GenBank genome assembly.
UUAUUUGUUUGUAAUUCUAUCCCACACCACUUCACCCUACCGCAUAAUACUGCUUCUGCAGCCCCUUCGUUUUUUUCUUUUUACUUCUUCUCUUCACAGAGAAAAUAAUACCUCCCAUCAUCUCGCCUUACCGGGUCCCCGAUCUCGUUUUUAGAAAGCCCCUUUACAACCACGCCCCUGACCCUCUCGCCAAACCGCCACGAACUGACCAAGCUUCGACAACGACGCAAGCCUUUAACGACAUCAACACCCUGUCUGCGACUUGAUACGCACUUGGAGAUGAACGGUCCCUUUCUCCAGUAACUUUAAACACGCUCUUUUUCUCUCCAGCGCCUGCGGUGUGAAGUCGCACAAGCUCCGUCAAAAUGGAGGUGACUUCCGCGACGACACCGACAAUGCCGCCCAACGGCCUGUCUACUCCGCCCUUUGCCACAAUCGAGCCCGAGCGUGUGGUUGAACAUCUCGCCUCUAUCUGUGAGAUUGCUCUUGGAGCUUCUCGCAGUGAGCUCGAGCAGCCAGGGAACUUGCUGAACGAAGCUCGCUACGCAGAGACAGUUGCUCGAUGCACGCGCUUUGCCAACGAUGCGCAAAACGUCUUGUACAUACAAAAGGAUAUCGCAAGCUCAUCCAACGCAGAUAGCGGCUCUGAUGGCCAGUCUCCGCUAUCCUUUACAUAUACCCUGACCACCGAAAUUUCAUCCUCGGCGACGACAUUUGCCUCCCUUGUUCUCUUGAAAUCGCCACAGCCUAUCGACCCUAAUAGACCGCUCUCUUCACAAAUUUUCAUCACCAACCUGCCGGGCCCGGCUGCUCUCAGCGCUGCCGUCGGCGAACAAGGUUCGGCUCUGUCGCCCUGGGAGGUUCUUCACUCGCAGGUACACCAUGCACUCGUCCCGUACUUCGACGCCAGCACCAAAAGCCAACAGCUUGCCAACGGCUUGCGUGGUCGAUCCGAUGUUGACGCCAAGACUGGUAUCCCCGUCACCAAGAAGCGCCUGAACGAUCUCGAGCUCAGCUUGCUGCAUCUCCAGCAAAAUGUCGACAUCCCUGAAAUCUCUCUCAGCUUUCACUCCGUUGUGCAAAACGCGCUCGAAGAUGCCGAAUCCCGACACUCUCGACCAUCGAUCGAUUCCAUCCCACAAGCUCUUCUGCAAGACAGUUCAUUCCUGAACCGCUUGCAGGCCAAUGUCAACACAUGGAUCAAGUCCAUCCAGGGCAUCACCAAGAUGACCAAGGAUCCGUCUUCCACCAGCAACCAAGAGUUUAGCACCGCCAGCCAAGAGGUAAACUUUUGGCUUUCCAUGGAAUCUGCUCUGGAAGGUAUCGAGGGCCAACUGAGAAGUGAGGGUGUUCUCCUUACCUUGGAGAUUCUCAAGCAUGCCAAGCGUUUCCAGGCGACUGUGAGUUUCACAGCCGAUACGGGUCUCAAGGAAGCUAUGGAAAAGGUGCAAAAGUAUAACCAGCUCAUGAGAGACUUUCCCCUCGACGAGCUGUUGUCCGCCACAUCUCUUCCCAAGGUCCAGGAAGCCAUUGCCCAGAUCUUUAGCCACUUGAACAAGAAGCUUCGCAUUUGCCCCUAUCCAAUUAGGCGUGCGCUGCCCCUGGUGGAAGCUAUCUCUGCCGACUUGGACGAUGUUCUCCACAGACUGCUGCCAGGUACCGAGCUUGUGAACCUAGACUACCAGCAGUUCCAGUCCAUCAUGCGCACCUGCGAUGGUAUCUUCCGCACCUGGGAGGAGAAUAUCAAGGAGUUCACCAAUGUCGCCCGUGAAGUUACACGUCGACGUAACGAGAAGUUUAUCCCUAUUAAGAUCAACAAGAAGCACUCUGAGCUCGAAUCUCGUAUCAAAUAUGUUGGCACCUUCCGUGACAACCACGAACAGCUCCAGCGCACCAUUGUCAACGUCUUGGGACCCAAGGCUUCCAUUGCCGCUGUUGCUGAAGCCCCUGCUACCAUGAACAAUGGCGCUGUUGUUGAGGAGAUUGGCGAUGUUGAUGCUGUAGAAGAGGUGCAACAGGCCUGGGAAGCGCUGCAGAACGUCGAUCUUCUUGAUGUGACCGAAACUGGCAAAGAACGCUGGGUACAAGCCGAAAACUUGUACAAUGAACGAACUACCAGAGUCGAGAACUCCAUUAUUGCUAGGCUGCGUGACAGGCUGGCCACUGCCAAGACAGCCAAUGAGAUGUUCCGCGUCUUCUCCAAGUUCAACGCCCUAUUUGUCCGCCCCAAGAUUCGAGGCGCUAUUCAGGAGUAUCAAAAUCAGCUGAUGGACCAUGUCAAGCAAGCCAUUAAUGGUCUCCAUGAGAGAUUCAAGCAGCAAUAUGGGCACUCUGAAGCCCAUGCCAUGGCCCAGCUCCGUGAUUUGCCCCCUGUCUCGGGUGCCAUUAUCUGGGCGCGCCAGAUCGAAUUUCAGCUCGAUGGCUACAUGCGCAAGGUUGAGGCUGUCCUCGGUCCCGACUGGAAUCUGCAUGCCGAAGGUCGCAAGUUGCAGGAGGAAAGUGAACUGUUCAAGAAGAAGUUGGACACUCGCCGUAUCUACGAAGCCUGGCUGACAGAUGUGAACCGUCGCAAGAUUUCUAUUACUGGCCAACUAUUCGACAUUGCCCGCGUCCGAUCUGCUGGUGGUAUUCUCGAGCUGACGGUCAACUUUGAUCCCCAGAUUAUCACCUUGUUCAAAGAGACUCGUAAUUUAACUUGGCAGUCAUACUCGGUCCCUCAUGCUGUCACCACAGUGUCUAAGGAUGCAAAGAGAGUCUACCCAUAUGCCGUCAGUCUCAUGGAAAGUGUCCGCACCCUGUCACAAACCUUGCGCCAGAUGAACUCGAUGGGACCGGAAGCCGUUCUUCUUAAUGGUUACCGCAAUGAUGUGUACAAGCUCGUCGGUGACGGUGUCCCCUUGAGAUGGGAGUCCUUUAUCAACUCACAUGAACUGUUCUACACCGACCAACGACAAAACCGCCCUAUGCUACCUGGAGCCAACGACUAUGGCCUCGCUAAGAACGCUGAGAGCAAACACGGCAUGUUCAUCCGGGGCUUUGCGGCGGCAGUAUCAGUCCUGCAAAGCAAAACCGUUGCAUUGGGAUACAUCCACACCACCAUCGAGCAGGCUCUCAAGGAAAUCAUCUCUUGCCCCUACGAACCCCAGGCUUUCCAGUCCCGCCUUGAUACUAUCCAGGCAGCUGUAGAUCAGCUGAACUUGGAACAGUAUGUGAACCUUGACUUCUGGGUGAACGGAUUGAAUGAAAAGAUUCAAGCCACGCUGCUCGAGCGACUCCAAGGUGCUAUUCAAGCGUGGAUUACGGUGUUUGAAGACGAAACCUCUGAUAAUACCCGUCGUAAACCCACCACCGAAGAUGGUACUAAGAUUGAGGGCCCUACCAUGAAGCGCCUGGUGCUCGAAAUCGCUAUGCGAAACCAAGUCAUCUAUCUCGAACCACCCAUGGAAUAUGCCCGAGCCAGCUGGUUCCUUCACCUACACGAGUGGCUAGGUAUUGUUUGCAAUCUCAGCAAGAUCAAGGCUGCCCGAUACCAAAUGAGUCUGAACACAAUGCCAACCGAGGAGGCUCGCUUCACAGACUUGCCUUCCCAGUGCGCCAAGACCCUUCAGCGUGUUUACGUAUCAGUAGAAAACAAGCUUCAGGAAAUUGGUGCCUACGUUGACAAGUGGUUGCAGUUCCAAUCUCUCUGGGAUCUGCAAUCUGAACAAGUGUAUGACAUGCUCGGCGAUCAUCUCCCUAGAUGGCUGGAAUGUCUCCAAGACAUUCGCAAGGUCCGAACAACCUUUGACACCCAAGAAGUUAGCCGCUCUUUUGGCCACAUUACCAUUGACUAUGAUCAAGUACAAACCAAAGUCAACGCCAAAUAUGAUCAAUGGCAACAAGAGAUUCUCAUGAAGUUCGCUGGACGCUUGGGAACACGCAUGCGAGAAGUCAAUGCUGAUAUCGAGAAGGCUCGCAAAAGCCUUGAAGGCCAGAGCUCCGACACAUCAUCCACUGCCCAGGCCGUUCAGUUCAUCACCGCCGUACAAAGCUGCAAGCGCAACGUCAAGCUUUGGGCACCCGAGAUCGAGAUGUUCCGUCAGGGUCAAUCCACCCUGGUUAGACAGCGCUACCACUUCCCUAAUGAUUGGCUACAUAUUGAACAAAUUGAUAGCCAGUGGGAAGCUCUCAAGGAGAUCUUGGACAAGAAGUCUCGCAUCAUGGAGGAGCAGUCUGACGCCAUGCGCGCCAAUAUUGUCGCUCAGGACAAGUUGGUGAACGAAAAGAUUGCGGAGAUUGUUGCCGAAUGGAACCAGGAGAAACCUGUGUCGGGAACUAUCCAGCCCGAUGUUGCCUCUGCAACCCUGUCGACGUUUGAGACUCGCAUCACCGGAUUGCAGGAUGACCUUCAGCAGGUUAUUAGAGCCAAGGAAGCUCUUGACCUUCCUGGUACCUCUGAUACGUCUCUUGAAGCCACCUUGGAGGAAGUUCGCGAUUUCCAGUCCGUUUGGUCCAACCUGUCAAUUAUUUGGGCCAGUUUACACGAGACUCGCGAUAUUUUGUGGACAGCAGUCCAGCCACGUAAGAUUCGAUCCAAGAUUGACGAUCUUAUCAAGAGCACCAAGGAAAUGCCCAGCAGAAUGCGACAGUAUGCUGCCUUUGAACACGUCCAGGGCAUUCUUCGCGGCUUCCUCAAAGUCAACUCCAUCUUGUCCGAUUUGAAAUCUGAUGCCAUCCGAGAGCGUCAUUGGCAAAAGAUCUACAAGCAGAUCAGGCCUCAGAAGCGCUUCUCUCCCAGUUCCAUGACUCUUGGUGAUGUUUGGGACCUUAACCUGGUCGCUACUGAGGCUAUUGUCAAGGACAUCAUCGCACAAGCUCAAGGUGAAAUGGCCCUCGAAGAAUUUAUCAAGCAGGUGCGCGAGACAUGGCAAAACUAUGCACUGGAAAUGGUCAAUUACCAAAACAAGUGCCGCCUUAUCCGUGGAUGGGAUGAUCUGUUCGCCAAAUGCAGUGAGAAUCUGAACUCGCUCCAAGCCAUGAAGCACUCGCCAUACUACAAGGAGUUUGAAGAAGAGGCACUCUCGUGGGAAGAUAAACUGAACAGAGUCCACGUCUUGUUUGAUGUGUGGAUUGAUGUACAGCGUCAAUGGGUUUACCUCGAAGGCGUCUUCACCGGCAAUGCAGACAUUAAGCACCUCCUCCCUAUUGAAUCUGGCCGCUUCCAAAACAUCAACAGCGAAUUCUUGACUGUGAUGAAGAAGGCCAACAAGACGCCCUACGUUUUGGAUGUGCUCAAUAUUCCCAAUGCGCAGAAGUCUUUGGAGCGUCUCGCUGAAAUGUUAAACAAGAUACAAAAAGCCCUUGGUGAAUAUCUGGAGAAGGAGAGAGUAUCCUUCCCCAGAUUCUACUUUGUUGGAGACGAGGAUCUGCUUGAGAUGAUUGGUAACAGCAACGACACCCUCCGUAUCGCAAAGCACUUCAAGAAGAUGUUUGCUGGUCUGUCGGGUCUUAUCAUGGAUGACGAGACUGUGAUUUCUGGAUUUACAUCCAAAGAGGGAGAAUCAGUCACUCUCAAGAAAGAAAUCUCCUUGACCCAGACCCCCCGCAUCAACGACUGGCUUGCACUUUUGGAAGGCGGCAUGAAAUCUACAUUGGCGGAGUUGCUCGCUGAAGCCAUUGACAAAUAUACACCUAUCUUCGAAGCUGAAACCAUUGAUCGGGCCGCCCUCACUGCUUAUAUGGAGGAAUUUCCCAGUCAAAUUGUAGUGCUCGCCGCACAAGCUGUUUGGACAACAGCUGUUGAAGCCUCUCUUACAGCUGGUGGCUCUUCCUUGCAGCAACUGUUUGAGCGUGAGGUUCAGAUUCUUCGUGUAAUUGCAGACACUGUCCUCGAUGACCUGUCCGUUAUCCUUCGUAAGAAGUGCGAACAAAUGAUUACCGAAUGUGUUCAUCAGCGUGACGUCGUUGAAAAACUGGCCAACAUCAAGGCGGAUACACCCUCGCACCAUCUCUGGCAACUACAGAUGCGCUAUGUUUACAACCCUCAAAGCGACUUCCUCGAUCGUCUUCAUGUGAAGAUGGCGAAUGCUAAGCUCAACUACGGAUUCGAAUACCUCGGUGUGCCUGAUCGCCUUGUCCGAACUCCUCUCACUGACAGAUGUUUCCUGACCCUCACCCAGGCGCUCUGCCAGCGUCUUGGUGGCUCGCCCUAUGGACCUGCUGGUACUGGUAAAACCGAAUCUGUCAAGGCGCUCGGUCUGCAACUAGGACGAUUCACCCUCGUCUUCUGCUGUGACGAUACUUUUGACUUCCAGGCCAUGGGCCGUAUCUUCCUUGGUAUCUGCCAAGUUGGUGCUUGGGGCUGCUUUGACGAGUUCAAUCGUCUGGAGGAGAGAAUUCUCUCGGCCGUUUCUCAGCAAAUCCAGAAUAUCCAGCUUGGCUUGAAGCAAGGUAGCGAGGAUGAAUCUUCCCAAAUUGAGUUGAUUGGCCGCCAACUGCGCGUCAACCAAAACACAGGUAUCUUCAUUACUAUGAACCCUGGCUAUGCCGGUCGAUCCAACCUGCCAGACAACUUGAAGAAGCUCUUCCGCAGCGUAGCCAUGUCCAAGCCCGACAAGGAACUGAUUGCCGAAGUCAUGCUCUACUCGCAAGGUUUCAACCAAGCCAAGAGACUGUCCAAACAAGCCGUGCCUUUCUUUGACGAAUGCUCAAAGAAGCUGUCCAAGCAAGCUCACUACGAUUUUGGUCUUCGUGCCCUCAAGAGUGUCCUGGUUAGCUCUGGUGGUCUCAAGCGUGCUCGUCUGGGCGACGGAAACCUUGGAGGCGAAGAAGUUGUCGAACCUGAAAUCAUUGUGCAAAGUAUCCGCGAAACUAUUGCGCCCAAGCUCAUUAAAGCCGAUGCUGACGUGAUGGUCACCAUUGAAACGGACUGUUUCCCUGGUGUCCAGUACGUCCCUGCCAACCUCCACAAGCUUGAGGAAGCCAUUCGCACACUGGCCGCAGAGAGACAGCUUGUGGUCACGGAGACUUGGAUGACCAAGAUCUUGCAGCUCUACCAGAUUCAGAACAUCCAUCACGGUGUCAUGAUGGUUGGCAACUCUGGAAGCGGUAAAUCUGCUGCGUGGAAGCUCCUGCUCGAUGCCUUGCAAAAGGUGGAAGGCGUUGAAGGCGUUUCGCAUGUUAUUGACUCCAAGGUCAUGUCCAAGGAAGCCUUGUACGGUAACCUCGACUCUACCACCCGCGAAUGGACAGAUGGUCUCUUCACUAGCAUUCUUCGCAAGAUUGUUGACAAUCUGCGUGGUGAAGAUUCGAAGCGUCACUGGAUCGUUUUUGAUGGUGAUGUCGAUCCUGAAUGGGUUGAAAACUUGAACAGUGUGCUUGAUGACAACAAACUCCUCACAUUGCCAAAUGGUGAACGUCUCAACCUCCCACCCAACGUCAGAAUCAUGUUCGAAGUCGAGACGCUCAAGUACGCCACCCUUGCCACCGUCAGUCGUUGUGGUAUGGUCUGGUUCAGUGAAGACACCGUGACUCCAGAAAUGAUUGUAACCAACUAUCUCGAUACCCUGCGCAAUGUACCAUUUGAGGACUUGGACGAAGAUAGCGUUGCAACUGGCCAAAGUCCUGCUAAGGCUUUAGCCGUGCAAGGCCAAGUUGCAGAUCUUCUGCAAACCUAUCUCUCCACUGACAACUUCGUCGUCCAAGCCCUUGAGAAGGCCCAGUCCUAUAACCACAUUAUGGACUUUACCGCUGCCCGAGUCCUCAACACGCUUUUCUCGCUAUUGAACAAGGCGGUCCGCGAUAUGGUGGAAUAUAAUGCACAGCACUCUGACUUCCCUCUUGACCCCGAACAGGUUGAAGCCUUUGUCCCCAAGAGGCUCCUGCUGGCAUUGGUCUGGGCGUUCACUGGCGAUUGCCCUCUUUCUGACAGAAAGGCCUUUGGUGAUGAUAUUUGCGCCUUUGCUACUUUUGGUUCGCCACCUCUUGAUGGCACUUCAUCUCUAAUUGACUUUGACGUCACAUUGCCGAAGGCGGAAUGGUCUUCGUGGCAGACGCAAGUCCCUACGAUUGAGGUUAACACUCACUCUAUUAUUCAGACAGAUGUUGUCAUCCCUACGCUGGAUACAGUCCGUCACGAAGACGUUUUGUACUCGUGGCUGGCGGAACACAAGCCGCUUCUGCUUUGCGGUCCUCCUGGUUCCGGUAAAACAAUGACUCUCUUCAGCGCCCUGCGCAAGUUGCCCAACAUGGAGGUUGUUGGCCUUAACUUUUCAAGCGCCACCACGCCCGAUUUGCUCAUCAAGACAUUUGAGCAGUACUGCGAGUACAAGAAGACGCUCAACGGUGUCAUGCUCUCCCCCACACAGAUUGGCAGAUGGCUUGUCAUUUUCUGCGAUGAAAUCAACUUGCCUGCGCCUGACAAGUACGGCACCCAGCGUGCCAUUUCAUUUCUGCGCCAGCUUGUAGAGCAUAACGGCUUCUGGCGAACAUCGGACAAGUCAUGGGUCACGCUUGAUCGCAUCCAGUUUGUCGGUGCAUGCAACCCGCCCACCGAUGCUGGCCGUACUCCUCUGGGUGCACGAUUCCUUCGCCAUGCGCCGUUGAUCAUGGUUGAUUAUCCUGGAGAAACCUCCCUCAACCAGAUUUAUGGUACAUUCAACUCAGCCGUUCUCAAAAUUAUCCCGGCUUUGCGAGGUUACGCGGAGCCACUCACAAACGCCAUGGUCCGCUUCUACUUGGAAUCCCAACAGCGAUUCACGCCAAAAAUUCAGCCUCACUAUGUCUACAGUCCUCGUGAGCUUACAAGAUGGGUUCGUGGUAUAUACGAAGCCAUUAAGCCCUUGGAAACGCUCUCGAUUGAGGGGCUGGUCAGAAUCUGGGCCCAUGAGGCUCUCCGACUCUUCCAAGAUCGUUUGGUUGACGAAGACGAGAGAAAGUGGACCGACGACGCUGUGAAGCGCAUUGCUCUGAAGCACUUCCCGACAAUUGAAGAGGAAAAAGCACUUGGCGGACCUAUUCUUUUCUCCAACUGGCUCUCCAAGAACUACAUGCCUGUUGAGCGCGAGCAACUUAGAGACUUUGUCAAGGCCCGACUCAAGACUUUCUGCGAGGAAGAAGUGGAUGUUCCUCUAAUCUUGUUCAACGAUGUUCUGGAGCACGUCUUGCGUAUUGACCGUGUCUUCAGACAACCCCAGGGUCACUUGAUUCUCAUUGGUGUUAGCGGUAGUGGCAAGACUACACUAUCGCGCUUUGUUGCUUGGAUGAAUGGUCUCAAGGUUUUCCAGAUCAAGGUUCAUGGUAAAUACUCGGCUGAGGACUUUGACGAUGAUCUGCGUGAUGUCCUCCGACGCUGUGGCUGCAAGGGCGAAAAGAUUUGCUUCAUCAUGGAUGAGUCCAACGUCCUUGACUCUGGUUUCCUCGAGCGCAUGAACACCCUGCUUGCCAACGCAGAAGUCCCUGGCCUCUUUGAAGGAGAUGAAUACGCCGCGCUGAUGACGGCCUGCAAAGAAGGUGCCCAACGACAGAACUUGCACCUUGAUUCCCCCGAAGAGUUGUACAAAUGGUUCACUCAGCAGAUUGUCAACAACCUCCACGUUGUCUUUACGAUGAACCCUCCAGAGGACGGUCUAUCGUCCAAGGCCGCCACCAGUCCUGCCCUGUUCAACCGUUGCGUUCUUAACUGGUUCGGUGACUGGUCUGAUCAGGCUUUGUUCCAGGUGGGACAUGAGCUUACACAGUCUAUUGAUCUUGACAACAGCAACUGGCAUGCGCCUGGUACAAUCCCUGUUGCAUACAGAGGUCUACAACUGCCACCCUCUCACCGUGAGACAAUUGUAAACUCCAUGGUUCAUAUCCACUACUCGCUGCAUCGCUACAACGACAAGCUACUGAAGCAGCAGAAGAAGUUGACAUUCUUGACCCCUCGCCACUUCCUGGACUUUGUUGGCCAGUAUGUCAAGCUAUACACGGAGAAGAGAGAAGACUUGGAGGAGCAACAGCGCCAUUUGAACGUUGGUUUGGAGAAGCUGAGAGAUACUGUGGAUAAGGUGCGCGACCUUCGUGUCAGCCUUGCUGAGAAGAAGACGCAGUUGGAGCAGAAGGAUGCGGAAGCAAAUGAGAAGCUGCAACGCAUGGUUGCAGACCAGCGUGAAGCAGAACAGAGAAAGAACACAUCAUUGGAGAUUCAGUCAGCGCUUGAGAUUCAAGAAGCUGAAGUGGCCAGCCGCAAAAAGGUCGUGCUGGAGGAUCUUGCCAAGGCAGAACCGGCCGUCGAAGAGGCCAAGGCUAGUGUCAGUAACAUCAAGCGUCAGCAUCUGACUGAAGUUCGAUCCAUGGGUAACCCCCCUUCGGGUGUUCGCCUCGCCAUGGAUGCCGUCUGCACUCUGCUUGGCCAUAAAAUUACGGAUUGGAAGGCCAUUCAAGGUAUUGUGCGCAAAGAUGACUUCAUUGCCAGUAUCCUCAUGUUUGAUAACGGCAAGCAAAUGACAAAGCCUCUGCGAAUGAAGAUGCGCAACGAAUUCUUGUCAAACCCAGACUUUUCGUUUGAAAAGGUGAACCGUGCCUCCAAGGCUUGCGGUCCUCUGGUACAAUGGGUGGCUGCUCAAGUUAACUAUUCCGAUAUCCUUGACCGUGUUGGACCCCUCAAGGAAGAAGUUACCCAACUCGAAGAACAAGCACUUCAGACCAAGGCAAAUGCCAAGGCUAUUGAGAGCAACAUUGCCGAACUCGAGGCCAGUAUCAGCACAUACAAGACAGAAUAUGCUGCUCUCAUCAGCGAGACUCAAGCAAUCAAGGCAGAGAUGUCAAAGGUCCAGUUCAAGGUCGAUCGCAGUGUAAGACUCCUCGACAGCUUGUCCUCAGAACGUACGCGUUGGGAGGACGGAAGCAAGUCUUUUGAAACACAGAUCAGCACUUUGGUUGGCGAUGUCCUUGUUGCUGCGGCCUUCCUUGCCUACAGUGGUUUGUAUGACCAGACCUUCCGUAAGUCUAUGAUGGAUGACUGGUUGCACCAGCUCCAUCUUUCUGGUAUUCAAUACAAGUCGCACAACCCCGUCACAGAAUACCUGUCGAGCGCGGAUGAGCGCCUAGGCUGGCAAGAAAACUCUUUGCCUGUCGACGACUUAUGCACAGAAAAUGCCAUCAUCCUCAAGAGAUUCAACAGAUACCCGCUGAUUAUCGACCCCUCUGGCAGAGUUACCGAGUUCCUGCAGAAGGAAUGCAAGGACCGCCGCCUCACUGUCACCAGCUUCCUGGAUGACACAUUCACGAAGCAACUGGAAAGCUCUCUGCGUUUUGGUAACCCCAUCUUGAUCCAAGACGCUGAGCAUCUCGACCCUAUCCUCAACCACGUCUUGAACAAGGAAUACCAGCGAACCGGUGGCCGUGUCUUGAUUCAACUUGGAAAGCAGGAGAUUGACUUUUCACCGUCCUUCAAGCUGUAUCUGACUACGCGCGAUCCGUCUGCCCAAUUCGCCCCGGAUAUCUGCAGUCGUACAACAUUUGUCAACUUUACCGUUACGCAGAGCAGUUUGCAAACCCAAUCUCUCAAUGAUGUCCUCAAAUCUGAGCGACCCGAUGUUGAUGAGCGACGAUCCAACUUGAUCAAGCUGCAAGGUGAAUUCAAGGUUCACUUGAGACAGCUUGAAAAGCAACUGCUUCAGGCUCUGAAUGAAUCUCGCGGCAAUAUUCUAGACGAUGACAAUGUUAUCGAAACCCUCGAGACCUUGAAGACUGAGGCCGCCGAAAUCUCGAAGAAGAUGAGCAACACCGAAGGUGUUAUGGCUGAAGUUGAGGCAAUCACGCAACAGUACAGUGUUGUUGCCAAGUCCUGCAGUGCCGUCUUUGCGGUUCUGGAGAAUCUGCACUAUCUCAACCACUUUUACCAGUUCUCGCUGCAGUAUUUCCUCAACAUCUUCCAAUCUGUUCUCCACGGCAAUGAAAAUCUGGCCAAGGAAACUGACCACAAUGUCCGCCGCGACAUGAUUGUGAAGGACCUCUUUGUGAGCACGUUCCAGCGCACUGCCCUCGGUCUGCUGCAGAGGGAUCGUAUCGCACUGGCUAUGCUUCUUGCACAAGCCUCACCGUUCAAGAUGGACAAGUCGUUGAUUGAUAUUGUGCUGGAUAAUCGCUUUGAAGGCUGCGAUCUCUCUUCAAGCCCUGGAGAUCGAGACGAAGCCUUUGCCGCCGCCAGAAAGGUGAGCACCCUCAAGGAUAAGCUUGACGAGGUGUCGUCCGAAUCCUGGGACAAGUUCUUCUCCGAAGAGCUUGCAGAGAAUGCUGUACCCCAAAUCUGGGAUGAGUCUACCAACGCCAUGGACCAGGCCCUCAUUUCGUUGGCUCUUGUCAAGUUUUUCCGAAUGGAUCGCUUUGUCCCAGCUGCUGAGCGCUACGCUAUUGCUGUCUUUGGAGCAGAGAUGUUCGAUGUCGUUGAGGAUCUUAGCCAAACUAUUGCCCAGGUGCCACCAACCCUCCCCGUUGCUCUUGUUUCAAGCCCUGGUUUUGAUGCCAGUUACAAGGUUGACAACUUGGUAGAGAGAAACAAGGUCAAGUGCACAAACAUUGCCAUGGGUUCAAAUGAAGGUCUUACCAGUGCCGACAAGGCCAUCAACAGCGCUGCAGAAACCGGCUCAUGGGUUCUUAUCAAGAACGUUCAUCUUGCUCCGACAUGGCUGCAGAGUCUUGAGAAGCGUAUGGAGUCACUGAACCCACACAAAGACUUCCGUCUGUUCCUUUCCAUGGAGUCCAGCCCCAAGAUUCCAGUCAAUCUGUUGCGUGCUUCGCGCGUCCUUAUGUACGAGCAGCCUGCUGGUGUACGAGCCAACAUGAAGGACUCCAUGUCCUCGCUCUCCACGCGUGCUACCAAGAGCCCCGUCGAACGAGCUCGUCUCUACUUGCUUCUCUGCUUCCUCCAUGCUGUUGUUCAAGAGCGACUUCGAUAUGCCCCUACCUUGGGAUGGAAAGGUUUCUGGGAGUUCAAUGAUAGUGAUUACGAAUGCUGUGCUUUCAUUGCCGAUACGUGGAUCGAUAACGUGGCCGGUAACCGAACCAACUUGGCACCGCAGAAUAUGCCUUGGGAUAUGAUGCGCUACCUCGUCACUGAAACCUACGGUGGAAAGAUUGAUGACGAAGGCGACUUUAAGCUACUUGGCAGCCUUGUAGACUCUGUCCUCACCCCAGCUGCGUACGAUGUCGACCACAGGCUUGUUGACGGCCCAGACACGCUUCUCGUGCCCUCUGGAACAAGCAUGCAAGACUUCAACGCCUGGGUGCACAAGCUUCCUGAACGCGAACCUCCCACGUAUCUUGGUCUUCCUGCCAAUGCUGAGAAGCUGCUGCUUGUUGGUCUCGGCCGAAACCUCGUGGACAACCUGCGCAGCGUCACGGAGAUUUUGGAUGAAGGAGAACAGCUCAUGACUGACUCCUAGACUAUGGGCAUCAGUCCCUUCUAGUCUCUUAUUUGUUUUAUGUUUUUCAUAUGAGUUGACAGAUGCUUCAUUUGGGCGGCAUACUGCACUCACUGCUUUCUAUUUCAUUUCAUUUCUUGUUCUUUUUACAGAUGCACUUGCCGGAAUAGGGUCGGCAAAUGCCCAUUUCCUCUCUACUUUUAUUGUUUUUGAUACCCUACUCCGGUGUUGAUUUGAGCUAUGUUCAUUCACAGAAGCUACUCUUAUUCUAUUAAUUCUAUUCUAUUCUAUUUUACAUGAUCGAACAUGAAAGUGGUUAUUAAAAGCGUCGGUGUGUCCGCUGCCUUAAGCCUCGCCGAGAUAUUGAAUCGCUUCUCCAACCAAGUAUAAGCUCCCAGUAACUAGUACGUCGGCCGAGUCUGCCUCACUGGCUAAUUUGCUUCCAAGCCUAAGAGCCUCCUUCGGGUCUACCAUACGCGUAAUCUUGGCUUCCGGGCGGAGCUCAGCCCAACAUUGACAGUAUGUGUCUAUUCUAGCAAUGUCUGAAAUAGGGUUGUUAGCUUUGAAAGAAAGAGACCAGGGGGGAAGAAGAUGUGCCCGUAAUGUUUUGUAAACAAGGAGCUCUUCUUACCUGCAGCACUGGCGGAAUGCGGUGUGAAUAUGACAUGCUCUACAGGGGAUACAAGAGAUUCGGCUAGCGCCUUGACAACCUCAAGCCCAUCACGCUGGCCUUCCUUUUGUGCAAAGAUAAGGACUCGUCGGGCGUUUGGAGAACUGUAAAAGAAACAUGUCAGCGAAAGUCUGAAUAGAGAGGUGAUUAGCAUGUUAACAUACACAGGCUUUACAUUAUUGUUGAACCAGCCGGCAACCUGGGGCAUGCUUAAUUCGUUAUGGGCUCCGUCGAUAUACCAGGAGACAGCAUCGCGCUCGAUGAGUUGGAAUCUGCCUGGCCAUGUAAAAUUUUCUAUAACUCUGGCAAUGUCGGAUUCACUGAGGAUACUGGCUGAGUCUGGGUGCUUCUUGUUUAGAAACUUGUUGCUGAUGCGGAGGGCGAGGGAUGCGUUGAGGCGUUGGCACUCUGAUGGGAAGUCACCUGGGAGUGUUGGAUCCGAGGCGACGACUUCCAAAUCGACAUUCUUCUCGUUUGCACGAGCCUUGAUUUCCUGGGCCACUGACUCUUUUUGCUCUGCUGUAAAAGCAGCUGCCCCUGGUUUGAUGAUGCCUGCCUUGUGCCAUGCAAUGUCUGUGAUGCUUGGGCCAAGUGAGGCGAUGUGAUCCAUUCCGAUGCUUGUGAUGCCUGUGAUUACAGGAUUUUCGACACAGUUAGUAGCGUCAUAUUCGCCACCAUGGUGUGUUUCGUAAAUUGCCACGUCCACCUUUUCCUUAAUGAAUGUGUGAUAAGAGGUGAGUGCCAAGAUCUGCAGAUAGCGUGGACCAGGCCCUUGUUCCUCAAGGCCUAGAGCUUCGCGCACUUCGGCAAGAUUCUGAGAAAAGGUAUCUUUGGAGACGGGAGCAAAAUUGAUACGAAUAC